AUGAAGUACAUCACUCUACUACUGUUAAUCCUUUCUAUUACCAUUGUUGUUGACAAUCGUCCAAUUCAAACUCAUACAAGUACAAGACACCAAGAAGAAAUUGGAAACUUAUUUGAUUUAUUUAGACCUGGUUUUCAAUACACUGGCAAUCAUUCCAUCAAUAAUGUUAAAAUCAAUACUAAAAGUAAUAUCCAAUAUUCACCAAUCAUACUAGUUGGUGGAUUGGGUGGUUCUGCACUCAUGUCACAGAGAAAUCAAUCGACCAGUGAACCUCAUUGGUGGUGUGAAAAAACUACUGAUCCAUUUCAAAUCUGGUUAUCUGUUAAAGAGAUGGUUCCCUUCUUUACAGAAGAUUGCUUUGUCAAUGACAUGUCGCUUAUAUUGAAGGAUGGAUUAGUUCGCCAAAAAGAUUCACGUGUGAAGAUUUUCGGAAAGGAUGUUGGGGGAUUGGAUGGAUUGAAUUCAAUUCUCUCUGAAUUUCAAAGCAAGUUUUACUACAUGAAGCCAAUAGCAGAUUUCCUCGUUGCAAAUGGAAAUUAUCAAGUUGGAAAGAGUUUGAGAGGUUUCACAUACGAUUGGAGAUUGAGUGUGAGAGAGUGGGCAAAUAAUACCAAUUCUGUUGGUGGAGAUUUCUUCAUUUUGAAAAAACUGAUUGAGGAUACUUAUACCAUUAAUGGAAAUGUGAAGGUUUCACUAUUGGGACAUUCAAUGGGAGCACCUUUCUUACAAUAUUUCCUUGCCAACUUUGUAAAUCAAGCAUGGAAAGAUCAGUAUAUUUAUAAUUACAUUCCAGUGGCUGGUCCUUUCGAUGGAAGUCCAUUUUCAUUGAUACUAUUCGCACUUGGAACUAAUUGGCAAAUUCCAACAUUCGAAUUUGAAAAGGCAAGAAAAAUUGUCAGAGAAUUUCCUUCAGUAUUAUUCAUGUCUCCAAACAAAUUUCCUUACAAUUAUCCAUUUUUCACCUAUGGAACUCAAAAUUAUCAUGUUGAGCUUUCGGAUAUUGAAAAUUUCUUUUCAAAUGCUCAAGUUCCAAAUGGAUACAAACUCUACCAACAUGAAUACAGCCAAUACAAGAAUAAUCGAUAUAAUGCACCUAAUGUAACCACCCAUUGCAUCUAUGGUUAUGGAAUUCCAACAGUAACUCACAUUGAAUAUUCAGGCAGCAAGGAAUUGAAAGACUUGACCUAUAAAGACGUCCUCAACAAUAUGAAUACAGUGAAUAGAGAAGAUGGUGAUGGAACUGUGCCAUUAUAUUCAAUGCAAAUUUGUGAUGAGUUUGCCAAAUAUCAACAACAGCAAGUUCAUGUCCAUCGAUUUUUCAAUUCCACUCACGGAAGUAUCAUGAAUGAAGAGAGGGUCUUCCGAACCAUUCUGAAUAUUCUCCAAUUUAAUUAA
This is a messenger RNA of Naegleria gruberi, 1395 nucleotides long. RefSeq lists its product as uncharacterized. NCBI's taxonomy places the organism in Eukaryota, Heterolobosea, Eutetramitea, Acrasida, Naegleriidae. The transcript has 2 exons. The record is from RefSeq and is a predicted model, not a curated record. Gene Ontology annotation, biological process: lipid metabolic process. The coding region runs from base 1 to 1395 and encodes 464 amino acids.